AUGGGUCGUCGCCGCCACGGGGGGCGUGCGAUCGGCCCGAGGUUAUCUAGAGUCACCAAAGCCGCCGGCGCCCGCCCCCCGGCCGGGGCCGGGAGGAGGCGGACCGGGAUCAACCAGGUAGGGGGAAGCGAGCGCGACGACGAGGAGCCGGGCGUGCCGGUGGGGGGGGUGGGGGUGGGGAGAGGCAGACCCCCGCGAGGCGAGGGAGCCGAGAGAGGAGGGGGGCCGGGAAGGGCGCUCGCCGGGCCGGGAGACCCGACCGCCCCGGCCCCGCCCGCGGCGAGGACGCCCGACCGCGCGACCCACCCUCGGGGUCCGCGAGGGUCGCGGCGCGUCGCCGCCACCGCGCGGGAGGCACGAGGGGGGGGCGGGGUGGUGCGGCGGGGAGGAGGGCGGCGGGCCGCCCUGCUCUCUCCCUCCUCCAUCCCGCCCGGCCCGGGCCACACCGGGGACGGCCGACGCGCGCCCUCGGCGUCCGUCCGUCCACCCGCCCCAGAGCGGGGCGGGGGACGCCGGGCGGCGAGGACGCGGCGACCGGCCCGCGGCGGGGCAAGACCGGGGACCCGUCCCGCGCUCGGGCGAGCGCACCGGGGCGGGGGCGCCCCCUCGUCCGGCACGCGACGGCGGCGGCGGCGGCGGCGGCGACACGGGCGACGGAUCGGGGCCGCGGCGGGCCCGGGAAGCGAGGCACACCGGGGCACGCGGCCCCGGGGAGCAGCAGACGGCGAGGGGACCGAGGCGGACGGACGGGCGGAGAGGGGCACCGACGGGAUGCGGCCACGCGGGGCCGACACCGCGCAACCGGCGGCGGGGGUGGGGUGGCCGCGCGCCACCGCGAGGGGAACGGCCCAAAGCGAGCCGGGGAGGGGACGCGAGUCGGCCGCCGGGGCCCACCGCGGGAUCUCACCGCCACAGGCCCUCCCGGCACAGGGGCGGUCCCGCGGCGCCACCCGCGACGAAGGACUGGCGCCCCCACCCUCGCGGGGCUCGCGGCCACCGCCACCGCCACCCCCGGAGCCGCAGCCGGCCCGGGGAGAACACUCUCCCGCCGCACACCGGCGGCCCCCCCCCACGGCCCUCACCGCGCGCGGGGCUCCCCCGCCCCGCCCCCCUCGCUCAGGGCUUUCCGAGGGCACUGCACCGCUCCGCCCGGGGACGCCACCGGCCCGGCAGGGGCCGGGGGACGACACCCACGUGAAGGCGAGGCGAGGCCGGCUCGGGCCCGGGCAGGGGACGGGAACGCGGGCGGUCGCACGCGCGGGACGAGGAGAGGCGAGGCCGGCGGCGGCGGGGAGGGGCCGGCGAGCACGCACGGCGGGGGCCGCGGGACAGGGACGCGGGCGCCGUCCGGGGACCGGAGGAAAAAGACCGGGCCACGCGGCCGGGCCCCCAGGAACACCAGCGCGGGAUCCCACCGCCACCCGCACGCGAGGGCGGUCCCGCGACGCCCGGGGCGCCGGCCGGCCCCGGCCAUCCCCGGAGCGUGGCCCGCGACCCGGCCCCGCCGCCAGGGCCGGCGAGCCGUCCACCCGUCUUCCGCCAUCCAUCCGCCACAGAUCCGUCUUCCGUCUGAGUCUGAACCCCGAGGCGCGACCACCCGGGGACGACGCUCUCGAGCGAGGCGGCCCGGACCGUGACCGCACGCCGCCACCGGCUGCGGCUCAGGGGGCGAGGGCGGGCGCGACGGGCUCCCCCUCACCAACGGCCGCGGGGCCGGGGAAGCCGAGGCCGACCGGGCGUCGCGCCCCGACACGGCCCCCCCCUUCCCCCAGGGCUCACCCCACGGGGGCCGGCCGCACGCACACGGCCCCCCACCUGCCGGACGCCCGGCGGGGCCCAGCGGGACCCUCCCCCGACUCGGAGGGGGGAGGCGCGGGCCGCGGUAGGCAACGAGCGGCACGCGGCCCCACCGCGGGGCCGGCGCACCCGACUCCCUCCCCUCCCGCGGAGGGCGGGGGAGUCCUGCUCUGCCCACGUGCUCCGGCAGUCGCCACGGUGGCCACUGCUGCGCUCGGGAGGGGCGGCGGCUGGGGGGUCCGGUACCCCAAGGCUCCCUCUCGGAUCGCUAGAGAAGGCGUUCUCACCGAGGGCGCGCCGUCCCUCCCCCGGACCGUCUCGCCUUCGGGCUCACGGAGGCGCUCCACGAGCCGCCCGGCCUCAGCCGGGCGGGAGGGGUCUGCGGUACAGGGAAGCGGACCACCACAGCAGGAGCGUGUGCGCGACAGCCACGCUCGGGACACACACGCCACCGUGGCGGGACCCGAGGGGGACGCCGGGUUGAGGGAAACGACACCACCGCUCGGCCUCAGGCACCUGAGGGACGACCUGGAGCGCUCCAGGGGCACCACCGAGGGUCACACGAGGCCACGCUCGCACACCCGCGUGGGGCGCGCAGCGCGGCAGCGGCGGCACAGCCCUCCCCGCCACAGGGAGGGCCGCUCGCCGGGCACACGCCGAGGAGGCGAAGCGGGAGCAAUCUGCCGUGUCAGAAGACCAACGGCCCCACUGGACGCCCCGAGGCAGGGACGGGAGACCGAAGAUCAGGGCCAGAGGCCACACCCAACCCCUGCCUUCCUCACCCUCCCUGACGGGCAGCGGGGGGGAAGACAAGCGAGGGGCCCCGCGGACAGACCGAGAAGAGCGGACACGUUCACCGGGAACGCCCGUCCCUCGUCCGGCACGGUUUCGGCUCGGCCCGGGAGAACACGACCACACCACAUCGAUCCGUGGAGCCGAGGUGGAGCAGGGGGAGGCACGGCGAGGACAGUCACCAGAGGGGCCCGCUUUCAGCCUCGCCGGCAGCCUCCAUCCCCCCCCCACCUCGCCUCAGGCGAGAGCGGCCAACGACCCCGAGAGGAGAACACCUGA
Capra hircus (goat) is the source of this 2868-nucleotide messenger RNA. RefSeq names its product collagen alpha-1(I) chain-like. NCBI's taxonomy places the organism in Eukaryota, Metazoa, Chordata, Mammalia, Artiodactyla, Bovidae. The transcript is spliced from 3 exons. The record is from RefSeq and is a predicted model, not a curated record. Bases 1 to 2868 code for a protein of 955 amino acids.